AUGCUUCACACCAUUCACUGGCUGUGGAGGUUGUCGAACCUUGCCUCCUCUUCAUUUCUGCCAGAAGUUCCGACUUUGCGACGAACUUAUGCUUCCGUGACUGACCUGUCGAACUAUCCCAAGCCUGGAGAUCAGCUACACGGAUUUACCUUGAAGCGUGCUAAACACGUUCCGGAACUCGAACUUACUGCUCUUCAGUUCACUCACGAGCGUACUGGUGCUGACUAUCUGCACAUUGCCCGAGACGACCAGAACAAUGUCUUCUCUAUUGGCUUCAAGACGAACCCUCCGGAUGCCACUGGAGUCCCUCAUAUCCUGGAACACACCACUCUUUGCGGCAGUCAGAAGUUCCCUGUCCGCGACCCCUUCUUCAAGAUGCUGCCGCGAUCGCUCUCCAACUUCAUGAACGCCUUCACCUCGUCCGACCAUACCACAUACCCAUUCGCCACGACAAAUGCGCAAGACUUCAAGAACCUCAUGGGUGUCUAUCUCGAUGCUACCCUACACCCUCUUCUUAAAGAGCACGACUUUACCCAAGAAGGAUGGCGUCUUGGUCCAGAGAACCCCCAAGCCGAAAAUCCUUCUUCCGACGACAUCAUCUUCAAAGGCGUUGUAUACAACGAAAUGAAGGGUCAGAUGUCUGACUCGCAAUAUCUAUACUACAUCCGCUUCCACGAGAACCUGUUCCCUGCCAUCAACAACUCUGGCGGCGAUCCUCAAAAGAUGACCGAUCUAACCUACGACCAGCUCAAGAAGUUCCAUGCCGACCACUACCAUCCUAGCAACGCAAAGGUCCUGACUUACGGUAACCUGCCUCUUACUGACCACCUUCAGUCUAUCGGCAAGGAGCUGGACAACUUUUCGCGCAUCUCGAUAGACUCGGACAUCAAGGUUCCCGAAAGCCUCGACAGUGGACCUCGCUACAUCACCGUCAAGGGCCCUCUAGAUCCUCUGAACCCUGCCGAUUCUCAGUUCAAGACCUCUGUUACCUGGCUGAUGGGAGACACAUCUAAUGUUCUCGAGAACUUCUCGCUCUCCAUAAUCUCCUCAUUGUUGAUGGACGGCUAUGGCUCACCUCUCUACCGCAACCUUAUCGAAGCUGGACUUGGCCCUGAUUUCUCUCCAAACACCGGAUUCGAUGGUUCUGGCAAGCGCGGUGUGUUCUCCGUCGGUCUGAAUGGUGUCAAGCAGGAAAAUGUACCCAAGGUCAAGGAGGCCGUCAUGGAAACCUUGCGUCAGGUUAGAGAGAAGGGUUUCGACCAAUCAAAGAUUGAUGGUAUUCUGCACCAGCUCGAGCUCAGCCUGAAGCACAAAACCGCAAACUUUGGCAUGUCGAUUAUACAACGAUUGAAGCCUGGCUGGUUCAAUGGUGUAGAUGUCUUUGAUGCUCUGGCAUGGCAACAGACUGUUGAUACUUUCAAGGCAGAGUGUGCGAAGGGUGGCUAUCUCGAGGGCUUGUUGGAGAAGUACUUGUUGAACGACAAUACUCUGACAUUUACCAUGGAGCCUUCUGCAACUUAUGGUGAGGAUCUUCUCGCGGAGGAAGCGCAAAGACUCGCAUCGAAGAAAGCAGAGGCCGAGAAGAUGUUUGGCUCCAAGCAGGAGGCUUACGAUCAGCUGAAGAAGAGAGAGCUUGAGCUCGUCGAACAACAAAUGCAGGAGCAGGAUCUGAGCUGUCUGCCGUCCGUCCACGUCAAGGACAUUCCUCGCACCAAGCCUAUCACUGAAACCCGUCAAGGCUCGCUCAACAAUGUCCAGGUGCAAUGGAGAGAAGCCCCAACGAACGGUCUGACUUACUUCAGAGCCCUCAGCAUCUUCAAGGAUCUACCCACAGAGCUGCGCACAUUUGUGCCACUGUUCUGUGAUGCACUCAUGCGCAUUGGAACCAAGACCAAGUCGAUGGAAGAGAUCGAGGAUCUCAUCAAGCUCAAGACUGGUGGCGUCUCAUUCGGUUACCACGCAUGUACAUCUCCUACUGACACCAAGGUCUGCGAAGAGGGCUUGAGUCUGUCCGGAUUUGCCCUCGACCAGAACGUCCCCGCCUUGUAUGACCUGAUUCGAACAAUCGUUCUGGAAACUGACUUCGAUGGACCUAAGGCUAAAGCCUCUCUCCGCGAGUUGGUUCAAAGUGCUGCUAGUGGUGGUGUUGAUACAAUCGCCGAGUCAGGGCACGCCUAUGCUAGACGUGUCGCUGAGGCUGGUAUCAGCCCACACGGCAGUUUGCUCGAGCAGACUGGAGGUAUCAGCCAGAUCAAGCACAUGGUCUCGCUCGCAUCCCUUCCCGAGAUUGGCGACGACAUCAUCCAGCCACUGAAGGCCAUUCAGCAGCUCAUUGCAGCCAAUCUAUCUAACAUGAGAGUCGCUAUCACUUGCGGUGCCGAGUCUACCAGCAUCAACGAGGCUGCUCUCGAAGGCUUCCUCAGCAGCACUUUCUCAUCGUCUGAAUUGUCAUCUCAAUCGCAGUCGGGCCUGACGCUGACUCGCAACGUCAAGUCAUUCUACCCUCUCCCAUACCAGGUCUACUACUCUGGUCUUGCCCUUCCCACGGUUCCUUAUACUGAUUCUUCGGGGGCGCCAUUGGCAGUUCUCGCACAAUUGCUCACACACAAGCAUCUGCAUCGUGAGAUUCGUGAGCGUGGUGGCGCAUACGGAGGUGGAGCCUAUUCUCGCGCACUAGAUGGCGUGUUCGGAUUCUACUCUUACCGCGACCCCAACCCCGAAAACACCAUCAAGGUGUUGGACCAGGUUGGCCAGUGGGCAGUGGAUAGAAAGUGGAGUGACCGCGACCUCGAAGAUGCCAAGCUGUCUGUCUUCCAAGCACUAGAUGCUCCUAGAAGUGUUAGUGAAGAGGGCAUGACCAGAUUCGUGAGCGGAGUGACGCCAGACAUGGAGCAGACACGACGACAGCAGCUCUUGGACGUGACACAGGAACAGGUGCGCGAUGCUGCGGAACGAUUCUUAGUGAAGGGCAUGUCCAAUAGCAGCAUGGCGGUUCUCGGUGCACGCAAGAGCUUCGUCGAUGAGGCACAAGGGUGGAAGGUGCAGGAGAUUGGGCUAGGUGGUGGAGCUGCUGGCGAGGUAGAGGCUGAGGCAGAGAUUGCCGCAGCGGCAGCGUGA
Molecule: messenger RNA, 3117 nt
Organism: Aureobasidium melanogenum CBS 110374
Lineage: Eukaryota; Fungi; Ascomycota; Dothideomycetes; Dothideales; Saccotheciaceae
Exons: 3
Coding region: 1-3117 (1038 amino acids)
Biological process (GO): protein processing
Cellular component (GO): mitochondrial matrix
Molecular function (GO): metal ion binding
Source: RefSeq, a predicted model, not a curated record